AUGGAAAACAAGACAAGUUUUCUUCCCAGAGAAGGAGAAUCUCAACCUUCCAGGUGUCCAGAUAAUAGUGCAUUCAAACAGCAGAGGCUGCCAGCUUGGAAGCCCCAGCUCACCAUUGCAUCUGUGCUCUCCAGCUUCUUUGUGACAGGGGCAUUCUGUCUCGCUGUGGGAGUCUGCCUUGUCCGGUCUGCAAACAGUGUCAGAGAAAUACAGGUUGAUUAUUCAGAUAAAUGCUCAAAUUGUUCAGAGCUCCGUGAAAAUUCCUCUAACUGGAAUAAGGAAUGCCACUGUUCUGUUAAUUUCACCCUGAAAGAAGAUAUAUUGGGUGAUGUUUUUAUGUACUAUGGUCUGCAGAACUUCUAUCAAAACCACCGUCGAUACAUGAUAUCAAGAAGUGACAUGCAACUGUUGGGCCGAAAUGUAAAUAUCCAGAGGAGCUACUGCGCGCCCUUCAGCACCUACAGGAACGGGACCCCGAUGGCACCGUGCGGGGCCAUUGCCAACAGCAUGUUCAAUGAUACUAUUGAUCUUUUUUACAAUCAUUACUCAUCUGUGAUUCAAGUGCCACUGUUGAAGACUGGAAACAGUUGGUGGACAGAUAAAAAUGUGAAAUUUCGCAAUCCUGAGUCAUACAAUCUCCCUUCUGCCUUUGCAGGGACAGCCAGACCUCCUUACUGGCAGAAACCAGUGUAUCUGUUGGACGAGGAAGAUGAGAGGAACAAUGGUUAUGUGAAUGAUGACUUCAUUAUCUGGAUGCGUGUGUCAGCCUUUGCCACGUUCAGGAAUCUCUACCGGCGCAUCAGACGGGUCCGGCACUUUGCAGAGGGCCUGCCAGCAGGGAAUUACACCUUCCGUAUUUCUUACAAUUUCCCUGUUAGCAAAUUCAAGGGGAGGAAGCAUGUGAUUCUUUCAACUGUGGUGUGGAGCGGUGGAAGUAACCCAUUCCUGGGAAUUGCCUACCUGGUUUCUGGCACAGCAGCAACCCUGACAGGUUUUGUCAUAACUGGCAUCCACUUAAAGCUCAGGAAAAAGAAAACAUACUUUCAGAAGCAGUAA
Messenger RNA from Cinclus cinclus, 1056 nucleotides. Its product is annotated as cell cycle control protein 50C-like. The transcript is spliced from 7 exons. The record is from RefSeq and is a predicted model, not a curated record. Gene Ontology annotation, biological process: phospholipid translocation. Gene Ontology annotation, cellular component: Golgi apparatus; plasma membrane; endoplasmic reticulum. NCBI's taxonomy places the organism in Eukaryota, Metazoa, Chordata, Aves, Passeriformes, Cinclidae. Bases 1 to 1056 code for a protein of 351 amino acids.